Molecule: messenger RNA, 378 nt
Organism: Paramuricea clavata
Lineage: Eukaryota; Metazoa; Cnidaria; Anthozoa; Malacalcyonacea; Plexauridae
Source: the annotation of a GenBank genome assembly
AUGGGUGAUUUGAACUGUGAUAUCUUGAAAUCUCCUUGUGAGUCUUAUACUCGCAAGCUACAGUUCCUUUCAUCAAUUUAUCAGUUCGUUCAGCUUAUUGAUGAACCCACAAGGAUUACUGGAACAUCAGCAACUCUAAUUGAUCUAAUUCUGACAAAUAAAGAGGAAAAUAUUUCAAAGUCUGGUGUCAUACACCUUGGACUUUCUGAUCACAGUAUGAUUUUCGCUAUUAGAAAACAUUGUACUCCCAAAUCACGGGAAAAGGUUAAACAUAUUCGUAACUUUAAAAAUUUCAAUGCCAAUGAUUUUCUUACGGAUCUUUCACAGAUGCCGUGGGAGAACAUUGCCCAACAUGACAAUUCUAAUGUAUGCUGGCAG